GCCUAUCUUCUGAGUUUUCCUCCUUUUUGCCUUUGAGACCAGUAAUCGCUCCCGCCAGCUCAAGAUCAGCUCCUCUUCCAGUCUCUUUCUGUCAAUCCUGCCCGUGCCCCCUUCUUUGCAUUCGUAUCCCCUUCCCCAAGUCCGCUCCAAACCAAUCCGGAGACUCGACUCUGCCCCCGGACUUCAGACUAAAUCCGUUCCUCGGCUCGGCAAAGCAUCUGUGCACGUCCCUUCCCACUUGCUCGGCCAAUCGCUGGCCUCGGCCCCACCCCUUUGGGCUUCUCACGCCACCAAUCCGCGCCUUUUGUCCCGCCCCCUACCCGGGAGUCCGCCAAUCCCGCCCUUCGGAAAUCGUGGUCUGGUAUCCAGCUGCUGGAGCGGGUCGCGCUGGAGGGGGGCGGAGGCGGAAGUGGCGGUGCCGGGCCCGGGGAGUAGGAAGAAGCCGGGGCUGUAACCGGAGUGGAGCGGCUGCCAGCCGAGGAGCAGGCGCGGCCGCGGCGCCAUAUUGCGGCUCUCAGCGGCCGCGACCGAGUCAUGGCCGAGACCUACGACUUCCUCUUCAAAUUCCUGGUGAUUGGCAGUGCAGGAACUGGCAAAUCAUGUCUCCUUCAUCAGUUCAUUGAGAAUAAGUUCAAACAGGACUCCAACCACACGAUCGGCGUGGAGUUUGGAUCCCGGGUGGUCAACGUGGGUGGGAAGACUGUGAAGCUACAGAUUUGGGACACGGCUGGCCAGGAGCGGUUUCGGUCGGUGACACGGAGUUAUUACCGAGGGGCGGCUGGAGCCCUGCUGGUGUACGACAUCACCAGCCGGGAGACGUACAACUCACUGGCUGCCUGGCUGACGGAUGCCCGCACCCUGGCCAGCCCCAACAUCGUGGUCAUCCUCUGUGGCAACAAGAAGGACCUGGACCCUGAGCGGGAGGUCACUUUCCUGGAGGCCUCCCGCUUUGCCCAGGAGAAUGAGCUGAUGUUUCUGGAGACCAGCGCUCUCACAGGUGAGAACGUGGAAGAGGCGUUCCUCAAGUGUGCCCGCACCAUCCUCAACAAGAUUGACUCAGGUGAGCUAGACCCCGAGAGGAUGGGAUCCGGCAUUCAGUACGGGGAUGCGUCCCUCCGCCAGCUUCGGCAGCCUCGGAGUGCCCAGGCCGUGGCCCCUCAGCCGUGUGGCUGCUGAGCCUUGCGGAGCCAGCUCACCUGUUCUUCAGGACCAGCCCUGCCCUUCCGGCUGGGGCCCAGGCCCAGGCUCUGAGAGGCCGUGUCCCAACCUGCCCUGGCCCCGGAGAAGCUGCGCCGCCACCUGUCCCCCUUCCUUGGUGGGGCCUGGCUUUGGGGCAAGACUGAGCCACGGGGGAAGGGGGAUCCUGUACCUGCUGCUGCUUCCUCUGUCUUGGCUAACCUCUGUCCCCCUGAACCCCUAACCAUACCCCAAGAGCUCCCAAAGCCUAAGACCAGGGUUAUUUGUCCCUACCUCCCCGCCUGGCCCUGCUGUUGCUAGUACCUGUUAUUUAUUACCUGGAGGCCUGUCCAGCACCCACCCUACCCCCAUAAAGCAUUGUUUACACCUGUG
Molecule: messenger RNA, 1569 nt
Organism: Piliocolobus tephrosceles (Ugandan red Colobus)
Lineage: Eukaryota; Metazoa; Chordata; Mammalia; Primates; Cercopithecidae
Gene: RAB4B
Product: RAB4B, member RAS oncogene family
Exons: 8
Coding region: 535-1176 (213 amino acids)
Biological process (GO): Rab protein signal transduction
Molecular function (GO): GTPase activity; GTP binding
Source: RefSeq, a predicted model, not a curated record